AUGCGAGAAAUCUUCUAUCUUUUAUUCAUUUUCCUCAAUUUUUCCCUGUUUUUAUAUAUUUUUUGGGCGGCUGGUCCAACAAUUCCUGGCUUAAAAUGGCCUGCGAAUUUUGAGGAACUUCGAAAUUUGGCAAGUGAACUACAGAAAGUUCGGGAAAAUCAUCAUUUUUAUAUUUUGUCGUUGUUUUCGUUGAUUUAUAUUUAUAAACAAUGCUUUGCGAUUCCUGGAUCAUUUUUCAUGGUGGGUUUUUGAAUUUCUAGGCUAUUCAGAAGACUUAUUUUCUCUUCCAGAAUCUUCUAGCCGGCGCGAUUUUUGGAUUUUUUGAGGCAAUCUUCUUGGUACCUAUUUUGAACACCAUUGGAGCAUCUUUGUGCUUCAUUUUAUCUCGAUUUUUUGCAAAACCGAUAAUUGAGCGAUUUUUGCAAGAGAGGAUUGGGAUUUUGAAGAAAAAAGUGAGAAAAUUUGGAUUUUCACACCAAUAACUCAAAAUCAAAAUUACCUAUUCCAGAUUUCUUCAAAUCGCCAUCGUCUUUGGAUAUUUCUCCUGUCAGCUCGUUUAUUUCCAUUCACUCCACAUUGGUUUCUCAACAUCUCCAGUCCAUUUCUCGAAAUUCCCUUGAUUUUCCACAUUACCACCAUUUUUCUCGGUUGUUUUCCGUAUAAUUUUGUUUGUGUUUCGAGCGGAACUGCGAUUUCACAAAUCGAUUCAACUAGUGAUGUAUUUUCAUUUGAUAUUUUAUUGAAACUUAUAGGAUUUUCGCUGAUUUUUAUGGGUUUUGCUUGGUUUUCGAGAAAGAAAGCCGGGGAAAUUGUUGAAAAAUAA
Messenger RNA from Caenorhabditis angaria, 823 nucleotides. The record is from the annotation of a GenBank genome assembly. NCBI's taxonomy places the organism in Eukaryota, Metazoa, Nematoda, Chromadorea, Rhabditida, Rhabditidae.